Messenger RNA from Teleopsis dalmanni, 456 nucleotides. RefSeq names its product beta-1,3-glucan-binding protein 2-like. The record is from RefSeq and is a predicted model, not a curated record. NCBI's taxonomy places the organism in Eukaryota, Metazoa, Arthropoda, Insecta, Diptera, Diopsidae. The transcript has a single exon. Bases 10 to 411 code for a protein of 133 amino acids. Gene Ontology annotation, molecular function: carbohydrate binding.
UAAGUGAAGAUGUCUAUAAAAAUAGGAUUGUCUCUAGUAUUUCUUUGCCUUGGAUUAGCAACGCUUUGUUCUUGUAAUAACGGUGAAGAUUUUCAAGCUCCAUCAGCUUCAUUUAUGCGUUUCGAACCUAGAGGCUUUAUAGUAUGGAUACCUAAUAAACCUGGUAUUUCUUUGUUUGCUUUUCAUGGAAAUUUAAAUCAGCGAAUGAACGGCUUAGAAGCAGGUAAUUGGUCCGUCGAUGUACUAAGUGAUGAAAUUGGGUUUUGGGCGUAUUGGAAUGAUGAUGCAGUAGUAAAUCUAGGUGAUAGAAUAUACUUUUGGACUUUCGUUAUAAAGGAUGGUCUGGGUUAUCGCCAGGAUAAUGCUGUAUUUUAUGUUAACUCUACAUGUGUGAACUCCACAACAUAUUAAACAAAAACGUUUCUAGUAAAUAUUUGUGGAAAAGUUUUCUUAACU